Messenger RNA from Pseudophryne corroboree (corroboree frog), 4736 nucleotides. It is a transcript of the gene MLIP, whose product is annotated as muscular LMNA interacting protein. The coding region runs from base 465 to 2825 and encodes 786 amino acids. The record is from RefSeq and is a predicted model, not a curated record. The transcript is spliced from 15 exons. Lineage: Eukaryota; Metazoa; Chordata; Amphibia; Anura; Myobatrachidae.
UUGCCCCGGUUACACGUCAAGCAGUGAUGACGUCAUCUGUGGGCGUCUGCACUCGCGUCCCGCGCCGGAGCUGUUUGACACGCUGUGGUGAGCUUAUAUAAGGGACUCAGUACUAUUUGUGUGCUUCAUGGAACUAUAAUUGGAAAGUACUGUUAAGAAGAAGUUAUCUGUAGGACACACUAUGAAGACAGCAGCUUGAAGAGAACCAAGAUAACCAACCAGUAACAAGAUGGUUUUAUUUCACUAAGGAUUUAUGUCUGGAAAAUGGAUUUAGGAAAACAUAGAAUUAAAACCCUAUCAAACAAGACUGUAAGAGAGACAACUACGAUAUUCUGGAUCAUUAUUUAAAUAAACAAGUACAGUAUUACUGGAAGAAAUCCCCACUUGAUAAUCCUACAUUGGUUUGUCUUGUUCUGGGACUUAGGACCAUGGUGCAGUGUGAUUUUCAUCAUUCACAAUGAUUUAUGCGGCUGCUCUGCCACAUGCAGACUUCACCAAACCAAGGUGGAACAAACCCUCUGACUUUUACGUUUGUACCUGAAACGGGAAGACUACCUUGUCAGGUUUCGCUUGAAAAGAAUACAAAACUUUUGCCUAUAAUUGUUGUUGAGCACCAAGGAGGAAUGACACAAAAGCCUGAAGAGAUUAUGGGAAAUGUAUCAGAAAAAAACAUGCAGGAACCCUCUGAAAGUGUUAUAAGCACAUGUCACAGGCUGAGAUCAGAGAAUAAUUUUCCAAGGAAAAACAUUUCCUCAAAUGAUCCGGAGGCAAUAAAAAAUGAUGACUUUUUCAUAGCAGAAUUUGUUGUAGUGAUGGACUCUGACGACAGUGAAGAUGAAAUAAUCAUCAAAAAGACUCAACCUCUGCCUUUUCAAGAAAAAAGAAUGCAGCAGUCAACAACGCAAUUUUGUUCGGUACCUACAGUUGGCCUGGAUUCAUACAAACUUCAAAUGACAAAUAUAUCAUACCCAGCGAAAGGGACAAUGGGAUCUAAAGAACUUACCACCGUUUAUGUGCCUCCAAAUAUACAUGAAGAGCAGACUACAAUUAGGAACCAAUUUCCUACACAUUUUUCAUCACAAAAAUCUAAGUCAUCUAAUAUUUUAACUACAGAAUCUUCAGGCAACAGUUAUUUAACAAAAUCCUCAGGUUCCUCAAAUAAUGUAGAAAUUCCAAGCCAUGGUGCACCAAAUAUUAGUAAGUGUGCAAAGUCAAAUGCAUUGUCACCUCUGCCUAUACAGGUUAUCAAAUAUCCUCUUUGUCGAAGUCCCAGCCCACUUAACUGCUCAUUUUAUGGAUCCUCCUCAACAAUAUGUAGCGGGAAUAUAUGCACAUCACCAGUUCCGAGACCGGAGUCUGCUUCACCUGUGUCAUCACGACUUUCAUUUUUAACUUCUUUGCUAAAAUCUAAAAAGUCAAAUUAUGAAAGAGGCCUUUCUCCAGAUCCAAAUCAGUAUGAAACAGAACUUAAGCCAACUUCCCAAACUGUAACAUUUCAGAAAGCUACCUUGACAUCACAACCACCUCGAAAAGCUUUAUCCUGUUUUUCUCUGAACUAUGUAAAAGAAUCUAAAAUACUCCCAUUUCAAAGGAAAGAUGAAAUUCUUUCUUCAGCUUCAGAUUCCAACAUAUUACGUGGUGACUCCUUAUUCUACCAGAAGCCACUUAGAACAUUUUCCCCAGACUCAAUAAACUUUAAGUCGUCUUCAGGAACACUCAUAUCUCGGAAAGGAGUUGUGUCACCAUAUUCUCAAUUGUACCGCAGGUCCAUUACACCACCAUAUUCUACCAGAGAAAAUAUUUCAUUACUAAAUGAUAAACCUCCUUUAAGCAGAAGUAUAUGUUCACCAAUAAAAAAAGAUUGUGUAUUUGGCAAAUCAAGAAAGGUUACACUAUUUCCACCUCCUUUACAUUUCAAUCCAUCAUAUGUCAGGCAAAAAGAAAACAUGAUACCACAUUUAAAAAGAUGUAAACCAUCCAGAGAUAUUAGAUUUCCCUCUUAUGCUUCUAGUGAGAGUUCAAUUCACAACUCUGAAAAAUCUUGCUCCUCCAUGGACAUUCAACAAAUUCAUGGUUUACCUCAACCCUGUUCAAACAUACUAUACCAUGAAAAUAUGGAAUCAGAAAUGGAUAUAUCGCCUCCACUGCAUCCAAGCUACUCAUGUCAUUCUUACAGUACUGAAGAAUUAUCAAGAAAAUAUACACCAAUACAUUUGCCAACUAACACUUUGGAACUACCAGAAUCAGUCUUGUCAAGAUUCUGUGAAUUGCGGCCAACAAGCUCAUUAGCCCAGAGCUCUGAUCCAGACAAUAAAAAGUUAUACAAAAUCAAGUCACGCUACAAAUCUUUUGCUGCAAUUCCUACAAACACAUUGCUACUGGAUCAGAAGGCAAUCGAUGAACCUGGAAUAAACACAGCAAAUACUGCAACUGAAGAUAAAAUGGAAACUCGUACUGAGAUGUGUUCUCCUGCAUUACUGAGGCAACAGACGGAGGAAAUUUGUGCUGAAAUUGAUGAGCACUGUAACUCUGCAUCUACAUCAAGAUCUAUGAAAAUGAAAUGUGAUACUAAAUCUGCCAAUACAGCAAGGCCUCUCUCAAAAUCAGCUGGGCGAGAAACUAAAUAUGCCUUUCUGCAGCCUCUAAUGAAUACAAAAACAAAUGCUCUUCAAACAAAGCCUGGGGUGAUACGUCCAACAACAUUAAAAAUGAAUACAUCUAAAAACAAGGAUGAAAAUCCUUAUUUGAAUACCUUCCAGCAAUUCUCCAUGCCUCCAUACAAAAGAGAGACAGAUUUUCAAAAGCAAACAAGAUACAGUAUGUGAUAUGUAAAAAAUGCUUUCCCUGAAAGGAUGAAGAUACAAGGGAAAAGGAAAUGUCUUCUGGCUCAUUGUACAUUGCUAUCCUCUUUUUCUCUCCUUAUCCAUGGGAAUAUGAAGCUUUACUAUAAAUUACUCUUGAUUGUAACAUAAAAUGUUAAAGCAUUCUAGCUAUAUGUUAAUUUCCAAAUACAGUAUAUAUACUUAUGCAUAUGUAUGAAUAGAUAGACUUCUGAAAUGACAAUGUUGUAUUGAAUUAUAUUUAUGGCACACAGCUUGAGCAAAUAAUAAGGAUAUGAAAUGCAAUUGGGCAUUAAAGGGGACAUAACAGAAUAAAUAAUGGCCUGAAUAGAUUAAGGAUUGCCAGUCCAGAUAUUCAGAAUACUGCAUUGCUUUACUAUUAAUUAUAAUAUAUGUCACAUGUCUAAUUGCUACUAUGCAAGCAGCUUAAUAGUGUGGGUCAAGUUAGGUCAAGAGCCAGAUAAGAUAUGCUUACCGUCAGUGUUAUACUCAUAAUACCCCUUGCUUACCACACAUGCAAUGUAGAUGGGCUGACACAGCUGAAGAUAAGAGCAACAUACAGCACCACUAAGAAGUGACUAAAACUGACCAUGUAUUUUAAGGGUUGGGUAUGUGUGACCGGGGGUCAGGAGACCGCCAGUCACCAUACUGAUGGCCGGAUCCGGUGGCAGGAUGCCGGUGUGGGGGCAAGCGCAACAAGCGCCUUGCUGCGCUCGCCACAGGUUCUAUUCCCACUCUAUGGGUGUCGUGGACACCCACAGUGGGAAUAUUCCCUGCUAGUCGGCACACCGACUGUCGGGAUUGUCAUCGGGGAGGUAUUGUGACCGACGGUCUCCUGACCACCGGUCACAUAACUACAUCCCUAUACUGGAUAUGCUAACAAAGCCAGCAUUUUUACACAUGAAGAAUAUGGUUAAAUACUCUAUUAAUUGAUAACAUCCAUACCUGAGUAGAAAUCACUGCUUUAAAUAUAUUUGCUGUCCGUCAUUUCCCUGAUGUCUCCAUUUGUCAUUCUCUACCUGUAUGAAUGAGCAAAAUGAGCAAAAUCAUGUGCAAACAGAGGAGUAUGGAUUUUUUUGCCAAUGAGCUCUCGCUAACAUUGUGAGUAGUAGGCAUUAGCAACAUCAAUGGAAAAAGACUCUAGGGGGUUUAUUUCUGAAGUGUGGGGUUGUAAAACCCAGUGAUUCUGAUCCUGUUUAUGCUCAAUAUUUAAAAGGGACUUGCUGUUAAAAGCAUUUACAAGGCUUUACAACCUGAAGCUUUAUUAAUUCUUAAUGGUGCAAAUAAGCAUGCAUUGCAUUUUCAAUCAUAAAAUAUUUGUGUUUAAUAUGUUAUUCUCAACAUUUAUCUACAUAGCACUAGCAUACUCCAAAAUGGUCUCCACUUGGGAAAAGCAAACACUAUUAUACUGUAACAAUGCUGUGUAAAUCAAGUUAAGCUGAGUACACACUAGAUGAUGUGUGUACUCAGCGAUAUCGGUGGCGAUGGGACCCGGUGGGUGUCCCGGCAUGGGCUAGUGUAUACACACUGGCAAAGUCAUCCACCGGACCUGCAUUCAAAUUAUUGUCUAGUGCAUAGCCGGCAUUACUAUUACUGCAGUAAGUAAUAUAGUGUAAAUUAAAAAGAUACAUGGAGAUAUGUUUUUUGCUACUGUAUUAAAAGGGACAAUAAUAUUAAGUACAAAACAUGCCUAAUUUUGUAUUUAAUAUUAUUGGGCUUUCAUAUACAGCAGCUGAAACGUUUGAAGAUGCAGCGUAUUUGAAAAGCACCAUUUUGUAAAUUUACCCCUAAAUAUUCCUUCUAAACCAUUAUCUGUGAUCCAUAUAAAUGUACAAUUUAUUAAAAAAGCUUUUGUUGCAUCUCUUGUUACCAAUACAAUAUGUUGCAAUCCUAAAA